AUGCCGACCUCUCCAGUCCCCAGAAUCAUGAGUGACACGUACGAGGACACGGCGACGCAGGACGCCACGGAGCUGGGCGUCUCCGACGGGGACGACGCAGACGGGGAGUUUGAUGCCCCGACCGAGGAGCGCGCUCACUCCCAGCUCACCGUGGAGAACGUGCAGGAGUUCGAGCGUCAGCUAAGGCGGGAGAGCGAAUCACGGUCAUCGCGAGCAAGCCGCCGCACGCCGGUUCUCACCCCGAUUAACGGGAAACGGACUUCGAGUGCGAAGAGUAUACCAGGCGGGAAGGACAGCCCCAAACCCCUGCCUCCCAUCGGCGUUGGCAGUUCCAGUCAAGUAGCGAGUGAUGUAGAGAACAAGUCUGAGGAAAAGGAAGAGUCUACUGUCAUCGGUACAGAAAUAUCUGAGAAGUCAGGAACUACAGGAAAAUCUAGAUCUGGUUCCGCUCCCAGAAUCCUCUCCUUUAGAAGAGAGUCAGACCUAUCCCAGGAUGCAGUUAGUAGUUCUCAAAGUACCAAACCCCAGAAGCCACUAGUCCACCAGACCGCGGUGGACAGGUCGGAUGUCCAGCUGGUGACUGAGGCCACUCAGACCGAGUGGAGCUGGCUGGAGGACAUGCGGUCAGUCGGCCGGGCAAGCAAGGACCCGUCAGAGAUUCAAAGUGCAACCUUGUUGGGUGAGAUAGAAGAAAAGCAGCGAGAGAUGGAGCCUCCAGGUCCCCCUAAGCUGAAGAAGCGUGGUGGUAAGAAGCGUCGCACAUCGUCCCUGAGUCAGUCCAGUCACCGCACCCGGACCAGCAGCAUCUCAGAGUCGGAGGAGGACGAACUGGCCGAGAAAUCUGGAUCUGGAUCCAUCCCCGAGAUCAAACCCCAGCCACUGGAUCACGAGAUCCCCAUGCUAGAUCUCAGCUCAAGCUCCGAGGAUGAAAACGAGUUUGGGUACUCCAUGCAGAACGACACGGUAUCCCAGGAGGCCAUGCUCCCGAGCAUCGGGCCGCCCGCCAUCCUGGAGUACCAACGAGAGACCAAGAAACCUGACAUCAACUUUGAGCAACUGCAGGAACUGAAGGCUGGCACGAGUGACGAGGAGGGGGGUACUGGAGAGGGGAGUCUGUUCCAGGGGGUGUGCGAAUACUGCCACAAGAAGAUCAAACCCAUUCCCACUAAGGACCAACUCGAAACAGGAGAUCCUGCACAGUUGUAUUGCUGUGAAGACUAUCACCAGUUCCUGCUCUUCAUGUACGAGGAGAAGUCCAAGUCGGAGGACACGGCUCCGGUGAAAAUCGACAUCAAGCCUCACGCACCGUUUGGCAGCAAACAGGCACGGAGAGCGGCCAAGGAGAGAGCGGCACAAAGAAUGAAAGAACGGGAGGCUGAGAGACAGAAGAACCUGGCAGGGAUGAACCAGGCUAACUUCUUUGCCUUUGCGCGUCAGAUGAAGACGAUAAACUACCAGCUGUCAUCCCAGAAGUGCAUGGACGAAGGCUGGACAAUCCGACCCUCAUCACCCAUGGAGGAACUCCCACCUCCGGAGGAGAUCUACUGUCCAGGACCCAUCGAAAACACUCUGGCUCAGAGGGAUGCAGCAGACAGGGCGGCACAGCUGGCUGUGUUUGAUGCUUCUGGGUUUGCAACUUCCUACUUCCAGACUGGGACCAUCAGGAUGCACCUGACCCCUAUGGAAGGUUCGCUGUUCGAUGUUUACGGUGAGAAGCGUCGUGCGUGGCACUGGAAGGAUCAGGUGACCCACGUGCACGCGCCGCCCUUCCAGCCCAUCUGCUUCACACUCAACCGACACAUGUCCGUCCGGGUCAUGUCACAGGACCGCAUCUACCUAACCUUCACAGCGCAGGGCAAGAGUAUCAAGCUCAACGUGGGGACUAGGCUCAAGUUUUUAACUACAGAAUUCCCAGAGAAGGAAGAGGAUCUAGAAGAACUGUACCUUGAACAGAGUAAAACCAACGUAGAGACAUUAUUCGACAAGAUCCAGAACGUUCUAAAGUUCCCGAAGUGCACGAGACUGGACAAGCUGUCCCCCCCUCCACACCUCAGCAGUAGACUCACCCGUCUGAGUAAGACCCAGCAGCGACCAAUCAGCAGGCAGCGUUCUACUCGCGCCACGUCCACGUCAGCAUCACCCAUGGUCUUUGUUAAUUAGUGUUAAUUAAUCUUACAGAUUAAUUAAUUACAACAACAAUUACAAGAUCGACAUUGGAGUGAAUUGGAAUCACCCAUGAUCUUUGUUAAUUAAGUGUACUACUUCAACAAAUGAAUGUACUUUGGAAUUCUAUUACAAGAGUGGGGAAAAAUAAACUAUAAUUUAUUGGUGAAAAUGACUGUAGCCCCCAAUGUUUUGACACCUCUAUGAUCUGACAACUCAACCUACAGUCAUGUUCCAAUAAUUCUAACCCUUAAACCCUAUGUCAAAAUGUAGGGGCAUUAGAACAUGUGGUCAUCCCAAAUUUUUUGGCAUUUUUGUGAUCACAGAAUCAUGACAUAGAAAAAUGAAUUAUGACUGAAACAAAGAAAUUCUAACUAUGACUUAUAUAUUCCUUAACAUUGUUUAGAGUCAUCCCAGUUUCAGUGAAACAUAUAUUCGGUGACAUUUAAUAACAUCUACUAACUGUAGCAUUUCAUAUACAUUUACUAUCAGUGAAUAUGGAGUAAAGAGAGCUCUCAAUCUCAGUGAAAUGUCAAAAGGAUGCUUCUCAAAACAUACACUGUGUAUGUUUGCUCUGUUUUAUCAUGAAAAGUAUUAAAUGUAUGGCAGCAUAACUUUCAAGCUUAGCUUUGCCAGAAGUUAUUAUUUAAACUACAAUAUAUUUUAUGCUUAUGCUUAUUGCAAUAUGAUUCUUUACUUGUUGAUGUUGCCUGCAUUGCAUGACCAACAUUACGCUUUUAUAACCUGUACAUAUAACAGUUGGUGUUGGAAACUAUUUAUUCUACUUACUUUACUUGAAUGAGUAACAUAGACAUUGCAAUAUGUGCAUAUUGUUUUGUCUCAUUCGUUUUGAUAGGCUAUAUAUAUAGUCUAGAAGAAAUAACUGUAUUGUAUUGACAUUUAUUCGUUGUAUGAGAGCUUUUAUACAUGAUUCAAGUGAAAUCAUAUCAUUUGCAAUGUGAAAUGGAUAUACAGUAAAUGUUUGUGUUGAACCCUGCAUGACAUUAUAUUAAUGUGAGAAUGAUACUAAUAUUGUAAUUUGUCCGAAUGUUUGUUGAAUAAAGGGUU
Molecule: messenger RNA, 3231 nt
Organism: Branchiostoma belcheri (Belcher's lancelet)
Lineage: Eukaryota; Metazoa; Chordata; Leptocardii; Amphioxiformes; Branchiostomatidae
Product: glutamate-rich protein 6-like
Exons: 15
Coding region: 1-2160 (719 amino acids)
Source: RefSeq, a predicted model, not a curated record